This is a messenger RNA of Nelumbo nucifera (sacred lotus), 2215 nucleotides long. RefSeq lists its product as uncharacterized. The record is from RefSeq and is a predicted model, not a curated record. NCBI's taxonomy places the organism in Eukaryota, Viridiplantae, Streptophyta, Magnoliopsida, Proteales, Nelumbonaceae.
CCGAUUUCUAAAAUGCUACCAAACAACCCCGAAUUCAACCCAGCUGAUGAAUAAAGCAAUGCAAGCAAACCAGAUCUAAUCUACUAGUUCAUCAAAAUCCUGGAUAGAUCUCAGUAUAAACAAACCGUUUACGCCUGAGUCUUGACUGCAAAACCCCUGGAUCUAUCUCUUUCUCUCAUCUUGAGUCGAACGACCAUCCCCAACGUCUAGUUGCUGACAGAACAGAUCACCGUAUAUCAUUUCAAUAGAAAGAAGAGCAGACUUUACUAUAGUUCAGAUAAGAUGAAACGUGUUCUUCGAAAUUCGUAGAUCCCAUGUCCUCAAGCAUCAAGAACCCUAUAUUCUCUCCUUACGUGGUCUAGCAAGAAGCUAAGAGCCUGAGCCUAAUGGGUUCUUCGAGAUUCGUCUUGUCUUCGCUCUAAUUCGCCUCUGAUGGGUUCUUCUCAGUCCGUCCAAGUCGACGACAACGACGACGACGAAGAAGAAAACCGUAACGGGGGAGCCGAACGAAGAGAAUUGGAGAAGCCGUUGAUUCAGAAGGUUCUAGAACAGGAACCCGAGGUCCUCCCUUGCCACGCCUCGGCAACUCCCCUCUCUCCCCAGCUAUCAACGCUGGGCACGCCGCGUCUUGGCCCAUCGAUCAAGGUCUGGGACCCCUGCAAUGUUCUUGCGCCACCGCCGCCGCUGCUGCCGCCGCCAAGGUUCAAUAGAAGCUUCUCGUUUGAAGAUGAUCGAACGAUUACGGAAGUUUUCAUGAUUAAUCAUGGUGAAUGCGGCGUCAAUCUGAGACCGGAUUUGAUUGCGGGGCGGUGGCCGGAAGUGGGAUUGACGCCAAAUGGAAAGCGGCAAGCGAGGGCGUUGGCAGUGUUCCUUAAUUCUCGUGGUGUUCGGUUUAGUGCUGUCUAUUCGUCGCCACUGGAGCGGGCUAAGGCAACUGCAAUUUUAGUCUGUCAGGAACUGAAUUUUGCAGAGGAACAAAUACAAUCAUCAGAUGCCCUUCUUGAGAUGAGUGAAGGCCAAUGGGAGGGGUGUCUCCGUUCAGAAAUAUACACACCAGAAAUGGUGAAUAUAAUGGAUGUAAUGCAGCCUGACUUCUCUGCACCAUCUGGAGAAUCGCUUAGGCAGGUGGAAUUCAGGAUGGUUCAAUUUCUUAAUGGCAUGGUCCUCAAACUUCCUGAAAAGCUGAGAACUGAAUAUGUUAUGUCACUCCAUCAGAAUGAGAACAAGGGAUUUGCCUGCCACAAUUUGCAGGUUACGACUCACUCAACUCAAGAUCAAGAUGGUCUUAUGCUCCCACCUCCACAUUGGGAUUUGCUUCACAAGCAAAGACAGAGCCCUUCAAAGAAGAAGUCUGGUAAGAGCAGGCUACAGUUUGUAACUACUACUGGAGAUCCUGAGGUAGAGGAUGAGAUCUCUCCCCGGGAACCUAACAACUUGGACCAGCUUCAUGAUAUGAAUGUCAGAAGCUCUUCCAAUCCCUCCUUUUCAAUUGGUAUUUUCACCCAUGCAAUGCCAAUUAAGUGUCUUCUCACAGGACUCCUGGGGUGUAGCCCGACAAUGGCUAGUAAGAUCUGUAUAGAUGAUUCUUCAAUGACAGUAUUACAGCAUUCAAUAAAAACAGGUUGGCAGAUAAAAACAAUGAAUGAUACAGCACAUCUCAGGCUUCUCUAGGCAAGCCCAAGAGUUAUUAACCAGCCUUCUUUGGCUUCUGCAAAUGGACAAAUGACGUAAAUUACUGUAUUUGGGCAGAGGCUGAUAUUUAUUCGAGUUUUUUAUUCAGUUUUUCUACUGCUGGCUCUUGAUUUUAGCCAGUUGAUUGGUUUUUGGUUCCAUGUCUCUGCUGUUCAUGCUUCUCCUCGGAUCCAAUCAUCCAAGGCUCUGAAAUUUUGGCCAUUCAGUCACUGUCAGGUGUUAUUUAAUUAUCAUCGACAAUACUUAGCAGCUGUGUGUCAUGUAUUUUACAAGCUUCGAAUUCCGCGGUUCAUCCAAAAAAAAAAGCUUCCAACCCCACAGAAUAGGAAAAAGCUGUGUAGAGCUGGAGCUUUCUCAUAUAUGGAGUAAUUCUUUCGAUCUGUAGCAUUACAGCCUUACAGGUGUUGUUUCGUAGACUAUGAGAUGAAAAUAUUGCACAAUCUGGAUGAAAUUAAUUGUAUCGGAAACAGACAAAUUUGCGUCUUAAGAUAUUACAUACAUUUGAUUUGAGUUUGUUGUCGAA